AUGUACAUCUCGCGACUGGUUUUGCCCGCGGCCCUGCUCUGGGCUACGGAAGCCGUGGCGCGCGGCCCGAAGCCCGGAGCACAUAUCGAGACCUGCUAUGAGGGCGAAUCGUCUUCCCUCCACUGCUACAGCGGCCAAGACGAUACCCCGCAAGACGUAGACAUCAACGACAUCACAACCGUCGCCAAGGCCCUCCGAGACUACGGCCGCGAGGUCGAGGGCGGCCGCCUUUUCACCAUGACGGCCGAGAAUGCCCCCGACUGCGCCGAGUGGGACAUUUUCAACCACCAGACCGUCCUGGCUCUUGCCAAGCACAUCGACUCCAAGAAGAACUCGUCGGUGCUCUUCGAGGACAUUGCGCGGACAAUCGACGGCGGUCCGUCGGCCUCUGACGAGGACAAGAAGGGGGCCAUUGUCGGCUGCUUGUCCAGCGGCGGCUCCCUCGGUGUUCUGGUCAACGAGACGGACCCCGCCUACCACUCGCACGAGUAUGAGAAGCCGGGCUAUACCACCGAGGGUAUUGUCAUCAAGAUUGUCUCCAACGUUCGCAAAUUCGACCUGUAA
This is a messenger RNA of Hirsutella rhossiliensis, 564 nucleotides long. RefSeq lists its product as uncharacterized. Bases 1 to 564 code for a protein of 187 amino acids. Lineage: Eukaryota; Fungi; Ascomycota; Sordariomycetes; Hypocreales; Ophiocordycipitaceae. The record is from RefSeq and is a predicted model, not a curated record. The transcript has a single exon.